Messenger RNA from Salarias fasciatus (jewelled blenny), 2716 nucleotides. It is a transcript of the gene npas4l, whose product is annotated as neuronal PAS domain protein 4 like. NCBI's taxonomy places the organism in Eukaryota, Metazoa, Chordata, Actinopteri, Blenniiformes, Blenniidae. The transcript is spliced from 9 exons. Bases 16 to 2337 code for a protein of 773 amino acids. Gene Ontology annotation, biological process: regulation of transcription by RNA polymerase II. The record is from RefSeq and is a predicted model, not a curated record. Gene Ontology annotation, molecular function: DNA-binding transcription factor activity, RNA polymerase II-specific; RNA polymerase II transcription regulatory region sequence-specific DNA binding; protein dimerization activity.
AGCAUCUGCGUCAGGAUGACUCUGUGGUGCGUCUCGUGCAGAAGUCAGGUCAGCUCCCCGUGCACGUCCCAGCACCGGACCCGGGACGACCGGCGCGCGCUCUGCAGGAGGUUCAGAUCCACGAAAGGAGCCUCCAAAGCCCGACGGGACCACAUCAACCACGAGAUCAGGAACAUGCGCGCCCUGCUGCCCAUCUCGCAGGAGGACCAGGAGCGGCUCUCCUACCUUCACUCCAUGGCCGCCAUAUGCACCUACAUCAGGAAGUCUGUUCUCUUCCAGGGGCUCCCGGAUGAGGGGAGAUCACACUGUUCUCUGCCGUACGAGGCCUUUCUUCAAGCCCUGCACGGCUUCAUCCUGGUCUGCACCGCACAGGGCCGGCUGGUCUACGUGUCUGAGAAUAUAGCUGACUAUCUCGGAUUUUCCAUGGUAGAUGUGCUUCAGGGGGACUCCUUCUAUGACAUGGUGGAGCGCCCUGAUGUGGACGUAGUCAAAUCGAACCUGGACAUGGACCACAGCUCUUCAUCGGAGCGGAGCUUCAUCUGCUGUCUGCAAACCUCCAAGGCCUUCAAGUCGCAGCACGGCGGCUGCUGCUCCAUGCUGGUCAGAGGGAGUUUCCGGUGCUUUCCCCGGCCCCAGCAGUCCGCUGUCAGAGCCUCAGCCACCACCGAGCCUCUGUUCGUGGCCCUCUGCACCCCGACGGCAAACCGCCUUCCUCACAGCGGCCCCCUCGACUCUCACAGCUUCAGCAGCAGCCACAGGCUGGACAUGAGUUUCACUCGGCUGUCGGACAGCGUUUUAUAUCUUUUGGGGUAUCCGGCUGAGGAAAUGACCGGUCAGUCUUGGUACGGUCUGGUGCACCCCGAGGAUCUGUCAUCAAGCGCAGAUUCUCAUCGGAGUUUAAUGCAGGCAGACGACGGCUCCCAGGUAGAGAUGGUGCUGAGACUCCAGCGCAGGGAUCUGUCAUGGACCUGGAUGUAUAUUCGAGCUAACAAGGACUCCGGGUGCCAGGGUAUCAGCUGCACCAACUUCAUCAUCAGCGAAACCGAAGCCAAAUUUCUCGAGAAGAAAAUCAGCAGCGAUGCCUUCAGGCCGUCAUCUGCGGCAAAUUCCUGCCAAUUUGCUCAACAGGCGAGCCACACUCUGAGCCACAACGCUAAAUGUUUUAAAAGGCAGCGGACGUGUAGCAGCCAGGGAGAGGAGCGGCGCGUCAGAGCUCGCAGGGAGUCGGAGCAAGACGUGCACUAUGUGGCGUGUUCCUCCUCCCGGAGCGACGGCUCACCUGUUCCCUUGGGUGACAGCAGCACUCUCAUCUCCUCUCCCUACAGCCCGGCCUCCUCCUGCUCGCCGGUGCAGCAGGAGGAGCCGGGCUGCGACCUGCUGACGGAUGUGCAUGAAGGCGCCGAUCAGCCGCUGUCGUCCCCAGAGAGCACUCUGUCCUAUUACUCCUACCCGGAGGCAGGGUUCGCCUGUCACCAAUCCCCCUCCGACUCCCUUCCCGUGGCCGCCGAGCAACCCUUUGACUUCGGCUCGCUGGGCGCCCGCUCUCCGCCCUCCUCCUCAUCUCCCACCUAUGAGUUUGGAGCUUGUACAUCUGACGCUCGAUUAGUUCCGGACUGCCUGUCCGUGUCGGACAUGUGCGAGAGCCCGGUGGAAUGCGCUCUGCAUCCAGAUGAUCUGGGCCUUCUCGAGCAGCCGUACGGGGGCGGUCUCGUCCAGCUGCACCACGUCCCCCAACGCCAGUUGCCCGUCCACGCCCGCCCUCUGGCGCACGGCCAACCCGCCACCCCCGCAGAGCCCAACCAGUACAGUGAGAGGGAGCAGGCGGAGAUCAGCAUUCUGGCCCAGCAGAUCUCUUCCCUGGCCAGCAGCUUCGACAUGCACUACAGCCUCAAUCCCCUUCAACAUGUGGACCAACCUGCGGCCGCCGACACCCCCGCCUCGGCCUGCGACUGGCCCCGAGCCCCCUCGCUCUCCUCGGCCCCCGCGCCAAAGCACGAACUGCUCAUCGAUGGUGUGUUUGACAGCAUCCUGAAAGACCUGGAUCUGGACACACGGAAAAGCAACACGUCCGUCAGUGCUGCCGGUGUUUCCUACGGCCACCAGCAGGGGUUUGCGUGCAGCGGGUUCGAUUCCCUGGACCUGGAGCAGGGGCCCCCUGCUGGGCUCCCCACAGAGGAGCUCGUGGUUGCAGAGCAGUUGACUGCAGGCAGUAUCUCCAUAUAUCCCCUCAGUAUGCAGUUGGGACAUCACGCCCAAAACACUGGGUUGCAUCAACUCAACCACCACAUGCAGAGCAGCCUUCUGCAAGAUGGACUUGCUGAAGAAAACCUGUAUUGAAAUAAGUCUGUGACUUACUGUACGACCACGUGUAUGGCAUAUUGUCAGGGCAGUCUUCUUCUGCUGGAUAUUAGAGAAUGAUUGUGAGCAAAGGCGUUUAAAGGACAUCUUUGCUGAAUGUUGAAGCCCAGUAAUGCAGAUUCUGUCCCGUCGCAGUGAGACAGCUCAGCUUUGUUGCCAUUCCUCAGAUCUGCUGCCAGCCUUGUUUUCUCUUCUGCCGCCGUCCUUAUACUUUGUGAAAAUGGUACCUUAGAAAUAUGCCUGCCAACUCCUACAUGCUGAAACUAAAGUGUAUUUUUCUUCAUUCUGAGUGACCACAGUUUACAAUUGAGCACUUUAUCGAUGUAAUGCCACAAUAAUGCCAUCUUUUAAAAAUAUG